ACGAUUCGCUCCAUGCCGACUUCUGUCGGGUCAAGUCGGCGGUCGACGUCUGCCCCGGUUGCGCUUGAGGUCUGGACAUGUCCAGAACUCACUGCCCUGAUCUUUCAGUUCCAGCAGGGCGUUCCCGGUUCGUUCCUUCCGCUGGCGCAGAGUCUGCACAUGUAUCGCCAGUGUCCACCGCUGUUGAUGGACUCGUUCGGGGUGUGGAUGUCCUGCCACACGUUGGAUGACUUGAAGCGCUUUUGCCGUCUCUGUCUGCAUUUGGUGAGUGCUCCUGUGAUGGAUCAGGCGGCAGCCAUGGGCCACCUGCCAGCUCUCAUGCUGUUGCAUACCCUCGGCGUGGACUGUUCGUCGCGAGCAAUGAACUUGGCGGCGAAAGAGGGGCAUUUGGACGUUGUGACGUUUUUACACGCCCACCGCUCCGAAGGUGCCACGACCAGCGCCAUGAACUGGGCGGCCGAAUAUGGGCAUUUCGAAGUUGUGCAAUUCCUGCACCGCCAUCGCACCGAAGGAUGCACCAAAGGGGCUAUGACUCGCGCAGCGAAGGCCGGACAUUUGAACAUUGUGGAAUUUUUACACUUCCAUCGAAACGAAGGCGGGUACCGAGAUAUGCUCCAUGGCGCUGUUGCAGCAGGCCAUGUACAUGUUGUGGACUUUCUGACAAGUUAUCGCAAGGAGGAACCGUGUUCUCCGCUCGCCAUGGACGAUGCCGCCAGGUUGGGCCAUCUAACCAUGGUGCAAUAUUUGCAUUCCCAUCGCUUUGAAGGUUGCACGGCUCAAGCUUUGGUUGGAGCAGCAGCCAAUGGUCACGCCAAGGUGGUCCAAUAUCUUUUGUCGAAUAAGAGUCACUACGUAUUAAAGCCCGCGCUGGCCUUGACCUCUUCUGCCGCUGCGGGGCAGUUGAAGAUAGUGCAGAAAUUGAGUCCUUUUGUUGAUGCCAAGGCCUGUCGGGAUGCGGUGGUGGCGGCGGCCAAGCACAACCACUUCGACAUUUUGGAGUGGUUUCACCAGGAACGACCAGAUGUGGUCGACAAGGUCAGGCGAAAAUUGUACAUCCAAGGCGACACCUCCAACGUAUCGACGGCGCUGGCACGGGUGGCGGCGUCCAUUGCACAAGACCAAUAACCGCCAAGAUAAUGUCAAUUCUCGGCUAGGAUUGUUGUUGUUCGC
Aphanomyces astaci is the source of this 1170-nucleotide messenger RNA. RefSeq lists its product as hypothetical. The record is from RefSeq and is a predicted model, not a curated record. The coding region runs from base 13 to 1125 and encodes 370 amino acids. Gene Ontology annotation, molecular function: protein binding. Lineage: Eukaryota; Oomycota; Saprolegniomycetes; Saprolegniales; Verrucalvaceae. The transcript has 2 exons.